This is a messenger RNA of Orbicella faveolata, 1215 nucleotides long. Its product is annotated as GPI alpha-1,4-mannosyltransferase I, stabilizing subunit-like. Gene Ontology annotation, cellular component: endoplasmic reticulum membrane. The record is from RefSeq and is a predicted model, not a curated record. Gene Ontology annotation, biological process: GPI anchor biosynthetic process. NCBI's taxonomy places the organism in Eukaryota, Metazoa, Cnidaria, Anthozoa, Scleractinia, Merulinidae.
AUCUCUUCGCGCAUAAUCAAGGGAAUCUCCUUCAGGCUUCCGGCGCGUUCGUUUGGCGUUCGAAACUGUCGUAAAUGUUCCCUAAAUUUUGCUGCAGGAACGUUCCAGGAAAAAACGUUUUGUCCACUACUGGUAUUAUCGUUUUACUUUUUCAGUCUUGCUUAUCGAGUGACAAGAGAUCUUGUGGCCAGAUACUUGUGGAGAGAAAACACAACAAGCCAGGGUUUCACAGAGAUCUGGUUACCUUUGUGGAGUGGGACAUUCUGAGCAAUUUUGAUGACGAUUCUAAUCAGCUGGAUUGCCAGCUCUUGCUGGUAGAACGUUUUCCAAGUGGCAUUUACGUUGACCCAGAUCAGAUCAAGAAUGAAGUAGAGUUUGGUGGUCCUGAGGUGUUAACAACAGAGACAAUAAAUGUUGAAUCAUUGGCUCACCAUGCUUCGUCACAUAAGAUCUUUGUAUUUCCCAAGAUAGCCAUUGACUACAGACUGAAGACUAUGAGUGCAAAUAUUACCAUUCCAGUUCAUCUAAGGUAUCACCAAGCUGCUAUUGGCACCAAAUUUGCUUCAGUGUCACUUUCUUCUCCAAAGGUCUUUGGAAGAUGUAAUGGAGUUACCUCUCCUGCACUUGAGUGUGGAACUCCACCAAUCAAAGCUCCUUGUAAUGCAAAGGGAAUGCCAAGCUGUGAUUGGGUCCCCCUAAAUUCAGUUAACAAGGACACGUUACAAUCUGACAUACCCGUUGUUUUCCAUGUUCCUGUUGGACAAAUUGAACACAGUUGGCCUAUCAUAGCUCUUACUGUCCUCUCGACCAUGGCUGGAUGCAGCCUGAUACUUUGGAACUCCUUGGCAAUGACAUAACUAUACACCUUUAAAAUGGAACUGUUUUCACUUGAGUGUUGAAAAGUUGGUAUUGCAUUGUUACCCUUCACGAUUGGCUAAAUUUGUGCCACUUUUUGAAGAAGUACUGUAAAACAAAACCAUGGCUCGCUGGUGCACAUUUUCCUGUGCUUCGUGUCAGCUACUUGUGUUUACUAUGAGUUUUGAUUGGUUCAUUGGAUUGUCUGUGCAUGGUUUGUGUCCCUUGUGAUUUUCCAGAGUGAUUACCUUGGUUUUGGUUUUAUGACACUUAAUUGAAAACUGCUUUAAGAGGUACACAAGUAAACUGUGAGCCCGAUGUACUUUGUAUGUGUUCCAUUAAAAAUCUGUAGUAACUAAA